ACCGUUGGCCCGAGAGGGCAGCGUGAGCCAGAGCGCGGGACGCGGACGCGCUGCGAGCUCAGGCAGCACAGGCGGGACCCGCCGCCCCAUCUCUUCCCGACCCGCCCGGCCUCUGCCCAGCUCGGCCUCCACAGCCUCCGUGCGUCUCUCCGGGCACCUGCCAUGGCCACGCCUCGGGGAAUAGUGUCAUUCAAGGACGUGGCUGUGAACUUCACCCGGGAGGAAUGGCAGGACCUGGACGAUGCUCAGAGGACCCUGUACAGGGAUGUGAUGCUGGAGACCUACAGGACCCUGGUGUCCCUGGACAUAACUUUGGUGUCUUUCAAAGCUGUGGCCUCCAGACCGACCUGUUCCUUGAUGAGAGUGAAUAGUGGAUGUUGUAUUAGGAAACCUGAAGUGAUCAUCAGGUUGGAAGCAGGAGCACAGCCAUGGACUGCAGAGAACCCCCAAAAGCAGAGCCUCUCAGGUGAGCAACCUUAUGAAUGUUGGAAGACCUGUAAGAAUUCAACCCUCAAGAAACAUCGGAGAACUGUUACAGGGGAGAAAUCUUAUGAGUAUAAAAAGAGUAUGAAAAGUUUCACCCGGAAGUCAACUUUCAAGAGCCAUCAGCAAACCCCCACAGGUGUAAAACCCUAUAAAAAUAAAAAAUAUAGGAAAACUUUCUUCCAAGAGUCAGCAACCCUCAAGAUACAUCAGCGCACUCAGACUGGAAAGAAACCCUAUGAACGUAAAGAAUGUGGGAAAACUUUUAACAGGAAGUCAUAUCUCAAUAAACAUCAGAAUACUCACACUGGAAAGAAACCCUAUGAAUGUAAAGAAUGUAGGAAAUCCUUCCUGUUGCGGUCAUCUCUUGAGAUACAUCAGAGAAUUCACACAGGAGAGAAACACUAUGAAUGCAAAGAAUGUAGGAAAACCUUCUUGUGGCAGUCAUCCCUGAAGAUACAUCAGAGAAUUCACACAGGAGAGAAACGCUAUGAAUGCAAGGAAUGUAGGAAAACCUUCUUGUGGCGGUCUUCCCUCAAGAUACAUCAGAGAAUUCACACAGGAGAGAAGCGCUAUGAAUGUAAAGAAUGUGGGAAAACUUUCUUGUGGCGGUCAUACCUCAAGAUGCAUCAGAGAAUUCACACAGGAGAGAAAGCCUAUGAAUGUAAAGAAUGUGGGGAAGCCUUUUUCUGGCCGUUUGACCUCAAGAUACAUCAGAGAAUUCACACGGGAGAGAAACGAUAUGAAUGCAAAGAAUGUGGUAAAACCUUCUUGUGGCUGUCAUCCCUCAAGAGACACCAUAGAAUUCACACAGGAGAGAAACGAUAUGAGUGCAAAGAAUGUAGGAAAACCUUCUUGUGGCGGUCAUCCCUCAGGAUACAUCAAAGACAUCACACAGGUAAGAAACACUAUGAAUGUAAAGAAUGUGGUAAAACCUUCUUGUGGCUGUCAUACCUCAAGCUGCAUCAGAGAAUGCAUGCAGGAGAAAAACGAUAUGAGUGUGAAGAAUGUGGGAAAACUUUCUUCUGGCAGUCAUCCCUCAAGAUACAUCAGAGAAUUCACACAGGAGAGAAACGUUAUGAGUGCAAAGAAUGUGGGAAAACAUUCCUGUGGCAGCCAUACCUCAAGAUACAUCAGAGAAUUCACACAGGAGAGAAACCCUAUGAGUGUAAAGAAUGUAGGAAAGCCUUCUUCUGGCCAUUAGACCUCAAGAUACAUCAGAGAACUCACACAGGAGAGAAACCCUAUCAGUGUAAACAAUGUGGGAAAACCUUCUUGUGGGAGUCAUCCCUCAGGAUACAUCAGAGAAAUCACACGGGAGAGAAACGCUAUGAAUGUAAAGAAUGUAGGAAAACUUUCUUUUGGCAAUCAUCCCUCAAGAUACAUCUGAGAAAUCACUCAGGAGAGAAACCCUAUGAAUGUAAAGAAUGUGGGAAAACCUUCAUACGGCCGUUAGACCUUGAGAGACACCAGAGCACUCACACUGGAGAGAAACCCUAUGAAUGUAAAGAAUGUGGGAAAUUCUUCUCGAGGAAGUCGUCCUUCAUGAGACACCAGAGAAUUCACACAGGAGAGAAAUCCCACGAGUGUAAAGAAUGUGGGAAAUCUUACUUUUGCCUAUCAGCACUCAAGAGACACCAGAGUAAUCAUACAGGAGAGAAACCCCAUGAGUGUAAAGAAUGUGGGAAAACUUUCUUCUGGAUGUCAGAUCUCAAGAGACACCAGGGAAUUCACACAGGAGAGAAACCCUAUGAGUGUGAAGAAUGUGGGAGAACUUUCUCCUGGCAGUCAUCCCUCAAGAGACACCAGGGAAUUCACAAGAAAAAAAACUAUGAGUGUGAAGAAUGUGGGAAAACGUUCCUCUGGCAGUCAGCCCUCAAGAAUCACCAGAAAAUUCACACAGGAGAACAAACCCAUGAGUGUGAUGAAUGUAGGAAAACUUUCUUGAGGCACUCAGCCCUUAAGGCACAUCAGAGGAUUCACACAGGAGAGAAACCCUAUGAAUGUGAAGAAUGUACAAAAACUUUCUUCCAGAAAGCACAUCUCACUAACCAUCCCAGAACUGUAACCUUGACUAGCCAAGACUGACCAUUCAUUCACAAUUUCAGUAUUCUUCAGUUUGAUGCAAACUGCAUUCUCCCCAAUACCCCCCUUAACCACGGGUAAUUUAGUUGUGGCAAGGAGAUUUUAAAGAUUUAUUUAUUUAUGCAUACAAGAACUGGGGUUUAGGCCAGAGUAAGAGGAGGCACCAGAGAGAGAGUGGGGAACAGAACAGGUGGACUAACUGAAAAGCACUGCUGAGGAGAGCAGUGGGCGAGACCGGAGAGGCUGCUGGGCCAUGCGGGUAGCUCCCUGGCUGGGAAUCGAUCAUGGCAGAGUGGCUGGUGCUAGCUUGAGAGUGCUGAGACUUAAUCCCUGGGCCACUACGGUGGACCCCAGGCCAGGAAAUUUUAAACACAAGUGUGAACUUGAAUCCAACCAGGUCACUGAAAACUGCCCCGGAUGUCUUUUCAUAUUCUGUGGCCCUGGAGUACAUGUGACUUUAUAGGUUUGUCUUCGGAGCCAAAGGGUGAAGACUGUAUCAAUAUGGAAGGCUUAGGGUUAGAGAUAAGAGUUUUUUGUCUGUAUUUUUGCAAGCCCACACUGCUCUCUGACAUGUUAUGUAGGACUGGUUUUAACUUUUUGGUGAAGGACGAAAGGGCCUCAUUCAUAAUGGGUGUUCACACGCAAGAACGUGACACGCUUCUCCUUUUGCUUGUAGGAAGGAAAGAUGAAGUAGCUUUUAAAUUUGAUAUUAGGUGUGAGUUAGCCAAGGGGACUUGAAUGAAGAAAGAUUAAACUCGAGGCAAAUGUGGACACUCACCUAGAUAUUUAUUAGGACUGGAAUUUGAAAAUGAGUUUUUUAGGAACUUACUGUGUCUCAUGUAAACUUUUCUACCGGGAGGAGUCAAGGAGAUGAAUGUGCUGGCGUAGCAUGACGUACUCAGAGAAGCGAAACGUGUGCCUCGGGUAAUAGCAGGAAUGACAGGGGAUGUGGACAAGACACAACUGGACAUGGACCCGGCUUCCCUGCACACAUGCUUCUGCCAAAACCGCCAUCAGGCUGGGCCUCCCUGGUGGUGGAGGAGUUAAGUCUGAGAGCUAUCAUGCUGCCACCGCUGAGGCCUGAGUUCCAUUCCUGACCAGGGAGCUGACCAGCACGUGGUGCAGCAGACCUCUCCUGUCUCACCUGCUGCUCCCCACUGUAGUAGGUUUCUGUUCUACUCCCCACUCUGUCUCUGGUGAAUCCUCUCACCCCCACCCCACACCUCUGGACUACACCCCAGUUCUUGUAUGCACAAAUAAAUAAAAAUAAGUCUUUCAAAAAAAACACAAAAAACCAACAAAAAAAACCUGCCAUCAGUAGCUUUAUAGAGAACCAUCCCCAAUGUCAUGGUGUCUUCAUGGCUUUGAUCAAGGACAUCCCUCAGCGGUGGAGGAAGUCCUGCAGGGCACCCGCGCUUGUGGAAUUCAUCCCUCAUGCCACAUUCCCUACCAGCCAGAAGCUGCUGACCUUAAGGGUGGUUUUCUGAAGACUCAGUUACAGUGUUUAUCUCUGGCAAGACUGGCACACUUUGGUUCCUGUCCCUGCAACUUUCUGCUCCACUGGCCUAGAAUUCCAGAGGGAGGGAUGCAUCCUCCCAGACACAAGGGUGAUUCCAUCGACCUGGCAGUUCAGGCUGCUGCCCAAUCCCUCCCGGUUCCUCCUGCCUCAAUCAGCAGACCAAGAUGGAGUUGAGCAAUCUGGUGUGACUGACCUGACCACCACUGGCAAAUCGGACAACUGCCCCCCCGUGGGGUAAGGACAGUGUGUCUGUGAUACGGGAGACUCAGGGUUUCUUUUAGAAUGACCGUGCCCUGUGGUAAGAUCCAUGAGAAACUAACAGCCCACUGCUGGCAGCAUGCCCAUGGCCAGACCCUUCAGGAAUGGAGGUUUGGGUUACUACCCCAAGAAACAACAUAAUUGUCUCCUGGGUGUGUGUGUGUGUUUGAGGGGGGCAGUGUUGGAAGCCCCAUGGGAUGAGGGGAGAUUCCUCAAGUCCAAGUGGAGUGAUGAGAAGCCUGCAGGGGCUACACUGGAAGUGUGUGCAGCCAGCCCAAAGGCAGUGUCCUAUUGUGAAACAUCAGGUGCAGAAGUUGGGCGAAUGAGUAGGGAGUGCACAGUGUGGGGAUGGCCGUAGGGGUGUAGCUAUGUUGGAGUGAGCAGGGGCUAUAGCCUGGGGCUCUGUUCUUCCCGCUGGCCAAAGCAUGUUACGUCUGUUCUGUCGUCUGCCUCCUGUUGUCAGCAGGCACCGGUUUCCCGGGAUGUUCCUCAUACCUGGACUUUUGCCCUUGGUGAGAGGCCCCUGCCUGACCCUCCACCUAGCCGACAGGCAGGGACUCUGGUCACCAGGACAAUAACCCUGAGAACGAGGGGGUUUGGGGAUCCCACACAUAGGUGAGGUGCUUGCUGAACGGAAAGGACAUGAUGAACAAGUAGUGGGAAAAGGUAAAAAAGUCAUAAAUACCAAGUAUGACUCCACGACCCCUUACAGAAAUGAGGCCUCCUUGUCCUGAUGAUCUCAUUUUGAUACAAGUAUGUCGUGUGUGUUAUGUGUGUUGUGUGUGUGUAUGUGUGUGUAAAAUAUCUUCGUUUUAUUCCCUCUCUAGCUCAGCAUGUAACAAGAUGUGUUGACUUUAGAUCAUAGUAUUGUUCCUCUGCAUCACAGUAUGAAAGGUGCAGGAUUGCAAGGGAGAGGUGGUAUUGCUCAGGGACAUGCUUAUGCAGCAUGGAUGUGUCAUGCUUGAUGGGAUUGUGACCCUUUCAUUGUCUUUGAAAUUAAGUUUAAGGAGGAGUAUAUGCAGUGACUUCUGAUGACUAAUUUUGUGAUGAUGCUUUUCUGUUACAUUGUCCUAAUUCCUGACCUUUUGGCUUAUGUGGAAUAACCAACUCCAAAGCAAAGGCUUGUAGUUCUUCUAAAAGUUGCUUGGCAUUUAAAUAUUGACUGUUUGAUGUGAUAGGUUGUAGGCACCAAAUGUUCCUCUUUCCUGAAGAUUUUCUAUGUGCCCCAGCAGCAUUUAUUGGGGACUGAGAUCGCCCUGCAGGGACAGCUGGGACAUGAGUCCCUGCACACACCCCAGGGCUCCCUGCCUUGUGUCUCCUUCCCGCAGCGCUACGAGGUCUCAUUCACUGAAUACUUGUAAAGUAUCGUCUUUUUUUAAAAAAAUGUUUUGUUUAUUUUUAUAUAGAAGAACUUUUUGCAUAGAAGAAUGGGGUGUCGGCCAGAUGUGUGGGGGUUAGAGAAUUCUCCAGAGACAGAGUGGGGAACAAGACAGGCAGAUGUACCAAAAUACACUGCUGAGGGGGAGCAGUGGGCGAAACAGGAGAGGUCUGCUCCGCCAUGUGGGUCACCUCCGUGGCCGGAGAGCGAAGUCAGGCCAUAAUGGUUAUAGGGCUGACACUUAACCCCUAGGCCACCAGGGAGGCCUCUGUAAAAUAUUUUCAUAUCCUGCAGAGACGUCCUCCCAGCUGGUUCAUUUAUUUGUUAAGUUUUUUAUUUUUUAAUUUUGUGUUGAACUGGGGCGUAGGCCAGAGGUGGGGGUGGUGGGUGAAAGGAUUCACUAGAAGCAGAGUGGGGAGCAGAACAGGCAGAUUGACUGAAAUCCACUGCUGAGGGGAGCAGCAGGUGAGACGGAGAGCUGCUAUACCAUGUGGGUUGUGUCCCUGGCCAGGAAUCAAACUCAGGCCAUUGAGGUGGGCCUUGGAGGUGGUAGCACUGAGACGUAACCCCUGUGCCACCAGGUUGCCCUCACCUGGUUCAUUUUCAACACUUUGGAAAUGCUUGGACCUUUUCAUUUUCAUAUCCAUUCAGAAUCAGCUUCUGUAUUUACACAAAAAAGAUGCAGAGUUGGGCCUCCCGGGUGGCGCAAGGGUAAGCUCCACACUAUGAAACGGUCCACAGCCUCUGCAGCGUGAGUUCGAUCCCCGGCCUGCCAGGGAGCUACUCACAUGGUGCAGCAGGCCUCUUCUGUCUCGCCCACUGCUCCCCUCAGCAGUGUAUUUCAGUCAGUCUGCCUGUUCUGCUCCCCGCUCUGUCUCUGGUGAAUCCGCUCACAAACACCCGCCCCGCACCUCUGGCCUGUACCCCAGCUCUUGUGUGCAUAAAUAAAUAAAUCUUAAAAAAAAAAAAAAAAGAUGCAGGGCCUCCCUGGUGAUGCAGGUGGUUGAGCACAGCGCUGUGAAGCUGUCCGCAGCCUCUGCAGUGCUGGUUCUCAGUGCAACCCACAUGGCAAGCAGACCUCUCCUGUCUCGCCCGCUGCUCCCCUCAGCAGUGUAUUUCGUCAGUCUACCUGUUCCCUGCUCUGUCUCUGGUGAAUCCUGUCACCCUCCUGCGCAUCUGGCCUGUACCCCGGUUCUUGUAUAAAUACAAUCUUUAAAAAAAAAUUAUUUCCCUUGCUGGGCCUCCCUGGUGGCUCAGGGGUUGUGACGCAGGGGUUGAGAUGCAACCUGUGAAGCUGUCCGCAGCCUCUGCAGCACGAGUUCGAUUCCCGGACAGGGAGAUACCCUCAUGGCACAGCAGACCUGUCCUGACUUGCCCGCUGCUCCCCUCAGCAGUGUAUUUUGGUUAGUCUGCCUGUUCUGCUCCCCGCUCUGUCUCUGGUGAAUCCUCUCACCUCUCUGGCCUGUACCCCAGCUCUUGUAUGCAUAAAUAAAUAAAUAAAUCUUUAAAAAAAAUUUUUCCCUUGCUCUUCACCAUCAUUUAUCACCUAAGUGUGCGUUACUAAAUGUAUGGUUAAAGCAUGGUUUUAAUUCUGUCUAUUCUUUAAAAUCUGAAUAAAUUAAAUCAUAUUUAUUUUACAUCUUGACUCUCAGCAAUAUUUCGGCAAGAUUAAGCCACACUGGAUGCAGCUAGAGCCUAAUUUCCACCGCUGUGUAACUCGCCCAUUCUAUUCCGCGUGCACACGGGGUUAGAGAGGCUAUUUCACGAGUACGGACAGUCUGGUGCAGAUUCUGCUUUAUUUAACACUAACGUGAGUGUUUUCCAGCUCAUUAGACACUACUCAGUUUUUGCUCCUUGCUCUCUUUCAUUUUUGUGCGCCCUGUCAUCUAUUGGGCCGUCCCCUGGGGUUUUCAUUUGGCGUUUCCCAAUCA
This is a messenger RNA of Talpa occidentalis (Iberian mole), 7654 nucleotides long. RefSeq names its product zinc finger protein 420-like. The record is from RefSeq and is a predicted model, not a curated record. Lineage: Eukaryota; Metazoa; Chordata; Mammalia; Eulipotyphla; Talpidae. Gene Ontology annotation, biological process: negative regulation of transcription by RNA polymerase II; regulation of immune system process; regulation of cytokine production.